GCUGGGCAAGUUCGAUGUAACGAGAGAGGGAAGACCAAAUGGGAGCUGUCGGCUCCACCGAACGUGGGCAACACAGUGCACCCCAAUCAGCCCGCAGUAAGCAGCUUCAUGACCGCCACGACAGACGAUGCGAUCAAUUAUAGUUGGUGAGAAGGAUGAAUAAACUCAAAACCAUCAGUUACCAUGACACAGUGCUGCAUCCAUUAACUUGAUAAUUGUCGCAUGGUGGCGAUAAAGAAGCCUGCAAAGCGCGGUACUUUCUACGAUCUACUAUGCUGUGCUAUAUUGUAAUGAAUGCACGGAAAUAUAUGGAUAAAAACUGAAACAUUACUAUUGGUGUAUACAUUCGUUAUAACGCGAUUUGGACGAACAAAAUACAAGACAAGAAAGCAACAAGGGGUAUAUGUGUUACCGCCAUCUCUUGAUGGCAAAAUAUACUCAAUCGGAGUGUGUUAUUGUUGUUUUUGUGGCCAAAAAGACCCUUGUCUCUUGCCCAGAGGACAAGUACUGUUAUUUGCGUUGAAAGAGCAGUCGUUAUAUCGACGACGGCAAAGUGAACUACUCAUUGUCAAGUGUGAAAAAUAUCGGGGGACAAAAAAACAGGCGACGAAAGGCAACAUCAUGCCGAGGGCUCCUAAAGGCGGUGGAACAAGCCCAGCAUGGCGUCGACCGGGUGUGGCCCAGCUGCGGGCCCGCCAAAAUGUUCUCUUGGAGAAUGCUCAGAAAAAGUACUUCACACCACUUGACUUUCAGGUUGAGUUAGUGAGUGAAGCAAGAAACACAUCGGCUGGGAAUAGGGUGAUCUUCGUCAGUGGUCAGGACAAGGCUUAUCUUAUAGUGAAUCUCCUCAAAGAACUUGCGUAUCAAAUUCGUCCUAUUUCAUGCACUUCAAAGAAGGUCCUAAUUGUUUGUAAGAACUCUGAAGAAUUGGGAACUACGCGCUUGUGGAUUGAGGAUUACACUGAUCUGCCAUGCUGUUUCUUAGAAAAAGAAAAAGACGUUAAUACGAUGACUACAUCUUUACAAAGCUGUGGUGUUAUUCUCACACUUGCCGCAGCAAUUUGCUAUUUACCAGCGUUUGUACAAAUUUUAACUGUUGUACUAGACAAAUGCGACGUUCUGUUGCAAGACGAUACUGCAGAAGACCCGACGACAAAACAGACAAGAUUUCCAGUUCAGAACCUUGACCCAAUGAAGACGCUGGUCGAUUUCGUUACCGAUCGUAGGUUGCACGUUGUAGGGUUGACCAGCGCGUUGAGCGGUGUAGGAAGUGCCGAUACGGCACGAGCUCGAAUUCAACGUCUCGAAAAGACUUGGCAGGCUACAGCUACGGUUUGUAAUGAACUAACUGUCCUAUCGAAGUAUGGACCAAAACCUAUAGAAAAAGUAUUAGAAUAUGGGAUAUACUAUGAGAGUCAUCCAGAGUAUGAUUUGGCAUUGAAGUUAAUUGAAGAUAGCUUGGAUUUCCUCGAACUGUUCAUGAAAGCCAAAGGAAACCACUCGGAGGUCAUCCAAGAGGCGAUGCGUUACCCUAUGGAACUAGCGUAUAUUUUCAUCACGUUGGGACCCUGGUGUGCUGCUGAAGCAGCACAGGAAUUUUUAGUUGAGGUGUCCCGCUCUAUUGACAACAUCGAAUGGCUACAAGAUAUCCAGAUAUCGAUGACCACCUUACAAAUUGUGCACACGUUUCUACAGCAACUUCAUGCACUGUGCCGGAACCUUGUUACGAAGACGAAAUUCGAUCCUUUGAAUCCGGGUGCUAGGCACCCUGACAAAUUGGUGACGUUCCUUGAAGCGGUUGGGCUGUAUACGGAGCCGAAAAUGCUGCCGACGCAGCCCUCAGAAGACCGUGAAGGAAAGAAGACACGUCCUCACUAUGUGCCCUGGCACGAGGACCCUACCGCCCUUUGUGGACUGGUCAUAGUACGGCACCGAAUCACUGCGCUUGUGGUCAACAAAUGGUUGCAAGCUAUAGCUAAAACAAUGCCCAAACUUGCUUUCGUCAAGUCCAACUUCAUCAUCGGCCAAACAACGCUUGACGGCGACGAUCCAAAACUUGUCGCCGCUGGCCUCACUCGACAGGAAGAAGUGUUGCAAAAGUUCCGUUUUCGGGAGUACAACCUGUUGAUCACGACGACGGCUACUGAAGACACCCUCGAGCUGCCUCACUGUAACCUCGUAGUUCGAUUUGAUCCGCCGGAAAGUUACAAAAGUUACAUUGUGUGCAAAGCGAAAGCUAAAGCGUCGUCGAAAUGCGCUCGAUAUUUUAUCAUGUUAUCACAGUAUGAAACGGCCAAAUUCACUCAUUUGUUUAGUGACUAUAGAAAAAUGGAGCAACUCAUGCUGGAACGAAGUCAUCGUGAUGACAUCACGAUCGAGGGAGACGAAGGCGCGUCGCCAGCCGAUAAGGAGCGGUUCUAUCAACCGUCGAAGAAGGGCGAGUGUCUUAUGGCAACUCUGUCGAAUGCAAUCCCUAUAGUGAAUCGCUACUGUGCGCGCCUGCCGUCGGAUUCGUUAACAAAGUUGGCCCCCAUAUUUAGUAUCAGUCAAUUGGACGGUAAUAGAUUCCAGUGUACUUUGCGAUUGCCGGUCAACUGUCCGCUGAAAGAGCUGAUCGUUGGGGAAGCAAUGUCAUCACCCGUUCUGGCGAAACAGGCAGUGGCCUUAAAAGCCGUCGAGAUGCUUCACAAAGCAAAAGACAUCGACGAUCACCUGGCACCGUUAGGCAAAGACUCGCUCAAGGCACAAUUAGAGGAUCAAGUGGCGCCACUUAACGAAAUCGUCCCACAGGGUGCGCCGAGACCAGGCACAACUAAACGUAGGCAAUAUUACUACAAAGAGGUGGCUGACACAUUUAAAGGUGAUGUGACAACGAACCGAUUUUAUUUGUAUAAGAUGUCGAUGAAACUAGUAUGCGCAAUUCCCGAUGAGCAGAAUGCCAGAGCCAGAGAAAUAUAUGAUCCGGCAGAAACUCCUCGCGGGUUUGGCUUAGUAUCCAGCACGAGAUUACCGGCCUUAUGCCCCUUUCCGAUCUAUACACGCUCAGGUGAGGUGCUGGUAGAAAUUGAGGAAAUCUGUGAUACUGUUAAAACAUCAAACGAGCAGCGGAAAAUGGCUGAGUUUUUUCAUCUGUAUGUAUUCCGUGAUGUUCUUCGGCUGGAAAAGUUCCCCAUGAAGUUCGACCUUAAAAAUGCAGAGUGUGGCUUCCUUGUCGUACCUAUAACUGGUCAAUCGGUUGAAUGGGACUUUGUAAAAGAAAUUUACUUGCAAAGGGAUUUUAAACCUCAAAAAAUUGAAGAGGAAUUGAGAAAAAAAUUCGUAUUUAACAGGGAGCUGUUUGCUGAUGCAGUGGUGAUGCCAUGGUACCGAAACAUUGACAAACCACAGUUUUUUUACGUGGCCCAAAUUUGCGAUGAUUUAAGUCCGAUGAGUGGUUUUCCGGACAGCACAAUUGCAACAUUUGACGAAUAUUAUCGUUACAAGUAUAACAUCAAUGUCUGUAACAAAACACAGCCGCUUCUCGACGUUGACCACACAUCUGCUAGACUAAAUCUUCUCACUCCGCGGUACGUCAACAGAAAAGGAAUAACUUUACCCGCCAGUAGCGAAGAAACCCGAAAAGCAAAAAGGGAAAAUCUUCAACAAAAGCAGAUACUUAUUCCGGAGCUGUGUCUGGUACACCCAUUCCCUGCAUCACUCUGGAAAAAGGUGGUAUGUCUGCCAUGUAUUCUGUACAGAAUGAACUAUCUCCUUUUGUCGAACGAGAUACGGCUACGAAUUGUUCGAGAGGUUAAUAUUGGAACGGCAGAGUUACCCGCUGGUUUUAAAUGGGAAGCUCUCAAUUUUGGUUGGACUUUAUCCGAAGUAUUGGAAGACGCAGCGAACAAAGAAAUCGCAGCUGCUGCUCAAAAACCAGCCCGAGAGCCAGUUAGCGAAGAAAAGAUUGCUGAGAUUCGAAAACCAUUCAUCGGAGGGCUUCGUAAAGAAGGCGUUGAACUAACUCCCGCAGGAGAGCUUGUAAUAGAUACUUUCGACCCGUCAAAAGUCAAUAUCCCCAAUGACGAAGAACUUCUUGAGGCCGAACUGCGGGACGUUGAGUUUACUCGACCAAAUUUUGAUUGGAAACCGAUUCCAGGUGUAGAUGAAACUAGAGUUAGGGUGGGGUCACCAUCCCAAUUCGAGACCGAACAAGAAUGGCACAUGGACUAUGAAACCGAGUUUGUUAGCAUAGACGGUUUGCCUGGUCUGGGUUACAUUUCGGCACCUGGAAUGUUCAACAUUAAUGGACUUUCCGAGGCGCUUGUUCGUCAACGGGAUGAGGAUAUUUACGAUAGUGCGGACGAAGAGAGUUUGCUUGAAGAUAUGCAAAAUCCUGAUGAUGUACCAUUACCAGAUAAACAGGGAGGCGGCAAAGAGGAUGUCGAGUACAACUCGUUAUGGCUUUCACCGUGCAGCAACCUCCAGCAGACAAAGCCCCUUGAAGGUAUGCACACAGAUGCUGCUGACGUUUGCGAGGACCUACUAGGACUGCAGAUUCAGGUCUGCAAGGGAGGAAAAAUGGGGAUAAAUUUUUCAACAUUGCCGCUUAUUAAACGCGCCCUAAACUAUAUGGAGGCGCCGUCUGAAUUCGAUAUAAACGAUGACUCGAACGGCCUUAUCGAAGAUCACUAUGUGAGCAAUGAAGUCGUUUUUGGAGAAUUACUUCAAGGUCGUGAUGAAAUGGAGGAAGCUCCAUCUGAACUACGCCCAAUCCAUUUUGACGAAGAUGUCGAAACCGUCGGUCCAAGCCCUGCUAUUAUCUUGCAAGCUCUAACAAUGUCUAAUGCCAAUGAUGGGGUAAAUCUUGAGCGGCUCGAGACCGUGGGAGACUCGUUUCUAAAGUAUGCCGUUACUAAUUAUAUGUACUGUGCGUAUCCAGGGGUACACGAAGGCAAGCUAAGCUUCCUUCGCUCUAAACAGAUCUCUAAUGUAAACCUAUACAGAUUAGGACGUGACAAAGGUUUUGCCGGACGGAUGGUCGCUACCAAAUUUGACCCAUCCGAUAAUUGGCUACCGCCUGGAUUCUGCAUUCCGGAAGGACUUGAGAAGGCUGUUCUGGACGCAGGCAUGCCGAACAACCACUGCAACUUGGGACAGUUUAAGGAGGGAGCAAACGCUGAUGGGAACGGAGUUACUACAGACGAGUUCGUUCCGUACUCACUGUUGACCCACCAUUCGAUUCCCGACAAAAGCAUAGCUGACUGCGUUGAAGCCUUAAUUGGGGCCUACCUGGUGUCUUGCGGAAGGCGACGCACCCUUGAGUUCAUGACCUGGAUGGGCCUUAGGGUGCUACCCGUAUCCAAAACACCGAAUUCUAACGAAAGUGGAAAUGAGGCAAACAGAGCACAAAAUGGCCCCGGGAAUACACUGGAACACACUCUUCCAACUAUGAGGCCAUGCGAUGAGAUCCGUUCACAAUUUGCUGAAGUCCCGUCACCGUUACCGUCUUCGUACGACGAACGUCUUCUUGAUCGACUUCUGAAUGGGCAUCAAUCAUUCGAGGAGAAGAUCGGUUACCGUUUUCGCAACAAGGGAUUUCUCCUACAGGCUUUUACUCAUGCCUCUUACCACUAUAAUACACUAACAGACUGCUAUCAGCGGCUCGAGUUCCUAGGAGAUGCAGUUCUAGACUACCUAAUAACAAGGAAAAUAAGCAGAACCAUCCCAAUGAGAGAACAACAAAUCUGGUUGUACGUCCGCUAUACAUUGUGUAUGUGAUACAUAGCUACACAGCAUUGCUCGUUGCCCUCUGACCUUAUUCUGACUGGGAUGCGUUAAUGUUACGAAGUUAGUGACCAACCGCUCACUGACGGCCAGCGGAUGGUAAAGGUUAGUAUGGAUGCUGUACCUGCUUCAUAAAUCGUGCUUAUUGGCGAGUUAUUCGUCCGGGAGAUGGAUAACCAAGUACAUGUCAUGUAAACACGCCCGAAUAUAGUAGAUUCAGUCGUUCCUAAAUAUUGAGUUAAGAUCAAUGUAUCAGAUAGAACUUGUAUGUAUUGCUAUCUGACGCUAUCGCUAGAGUAUCGCUACUCUCGCGAGAUGGUGCGCGAAACCUACACGAGUCUUUUGGUAGCGCCAUUAGUACCAUGUAUAGUGCAUUUUUACGCAUUGUCGUUUCUAACAGAAAUUACUAAAGCGUGGUACCUUUAGACCACAUCGCUACGAAUCUUUCUGCUUAACAUCGUGUAGCAGUUUACUACAUAUGGUGUUAUUGGAAGUCACGUGGUCAUGUCCAACAUCCAAGCAUCGGCAAAGCUUUAAAGUUGUAAUGAAGUUGUAAUUUCUUUCUCAGUAUGGUUUCAAAAAUGCAAGAUGGUAACGAAAGCAAGCGCGCUACAAUUGAUAAACUGAAAAAAUUAUACACUCAAUAAAAUGUUUUUUUUUUACAAUUUUUAAGGUUAUACUUCUGGACUAGACUUAUGGAAUGCUUCCGAACACGGAAGCUGUAGCAUGAAAAAAGCGUACUGAUAGUCAUACUGGUCGGGCCGCAGUGUCGUGUGAUAUAGAUUUUGAAAAGAUUUGACAUUUUGAUUCAGUGGUACUGGGAAAUUGAAGGUAGCUUCCAUCAUAUAAGUCAAAGGCAAAAUAGGCACAAUACAUGUAAUACUUAUUUCGUUUGCCAACGACUUACAGUCUUGAGGGCGAAGUGAGCCACAGAUUUAAAAAGUGCUUCGGCCGAAACCUCAUCUUAGAAGACGACUUGGAAAACCUAACUGCGUUAAAGAAAUUGAUGUGAAAAUGUCUUGGUACACAUUGUCUUUUGGUAGACGAGACUAAGGACAACGUAGAAUAUAAGUGAGAGAAUAGCAAAUGCCUAACAAAAUGCGGAAAACUUAACUUUUGUUUGUUAUUGAAAUAUAUGACUUUUUACGUACUUAAACGUCGCUUUAAAUCGCUUUAAACGUAUUUACUUUUUUUUUUUUUGGCUCGUAGGUGAUUUUUCAUUAAUGCGAAUGUCGAGUGUUUUUACUGAUCGGUAAUUCUCACUAAACGAUUAUUACCGAUCUCUUAGAUGUAUUUAUAACAGAAAUGAGCCAUUUGUCCAGCAAAGCCCAACGAAUUCACUUUAUGGUUGUCAUUUGUGGGUAGCGGUGACCCAACCUGUCGAGGUAACAAGAGGCAUAUAGAAAAUUGCUUUGCAAAUCACCAGCAGCUUAUUAAUUAAUACAGAUAAAAGUUUGAUGAAAGUUUUGCUGAAAGCACACGGCUUCUAAUAGCAGCGAAAUUAAAGAUCAAAAGUUGAAAGAUAUUAAGCACAUAGCUGAAAAAAUUGUAAACUACAAAAACAAUACACAUAUCUCAAACACUUUUGGAUGCGGCGAGCAGCCAUUCGGCUUACGUGUUAGCAACAACCCUAAUAUAAUCUAGCGUAGUUGCGCCCUUAGGCCAAUCCACAAUAGUAACAAAGUCUUAUCGAAAUUUACUUUUUAGAACGACAAUAAUCAACUCAUCAUUCAUUAGAAUCUCAAUGAAGCAUCUAGGACGUCUACACUAUGACAAUCAAUAGUCGACCAAUAGAGUUUUAGGAUGGAUUUUAUUGUCGGAAUAGUUAAUGAUGAUUAGUCUUAAGCUCCAACGACAUCUCAAUCUAGCAGCCAAUAUCACACACUUCGCUCUCUAAUACGAAUUCAGUCAACUACAAAAAGUCAAAUCUCUCAGAAUGAAGUGCUUGGUAUUCGGCAAAGACCUGCCUCAAGAACUUGGACACAACAGUUACAUAAAUCGCGAUUUAAUGCAGUUCAAUAACUUUUAGUUCCUUUGUUUAUUACCCCACAUAAGGAUAAUGGAUUAACUAAGCGUUUUUCUUUAUUUUUAACAACGUUAUCGCUGGGCUGAAAAACCGUAUUACACGUUUUGUUGCCUAGCCAGAGACUGCCAAAUAAUAACCUUUUAGUUCUACUGGCCACACAAAGCGUUUUCACAUACGUUGUCCAGGACGGCGUUCUUCAGUGACUCAUCCAUGCAGUAGGUGAACCGCUAGCGAAACCGUACACAAUUACCGUAAGCCGCUAAAAGCCACAAUGUGUUCUCUAUAGUGUGAUCCCAUCCCCACAAACGCCGAAGGAUCAUUAUAGUUCAAUAGUAAGCCGUUUUUCUGAAAAUAACACGUUAAGUGUAGCAUUCACAGAAACAUACAAAACAUGGAUUCCUUAUACAUAUUAUCAAAUAUUUUGAAGUAUAUUUUUCUAAUAAAUGUUACAAGCUUUCACGUUUUUUUUAUAAUAAGUUAACUGGAAAAUACCCUUUCCUGGGUUACAUUAUCAAUUUUCUUUGAUAUCUGUUGCGACUAUAAUAUUUUCAGAGGUCGUUAUUAAUCUGUACCGCUCUACAACUCACUUGACCAUAUUAAUAGUAUUCUAGGUAGGCAGUGGUAGUGCUAUUGACCACUUGUGAUCACGAAACUACGAAAACUAACACUGACGUGCGAUGUUAUAGAGCAUACACAUAUUUAAUCUCAAAAUAAUCGUUAUCCAUCCUAGUUUACUACGAAUAUAUAUGAUCGUUUGUGUCCAGAUUGGUCGAUAAUUUGUUGUUCUAAAAUGUGUACUCAACGAAAAAAGAAAUUCUGCAAACAGGAUUUUAGAGUAGAUCAUGAACCUUGCGUUGGUUGUCUCCAAUGACGCGAGCAGGGUAUUAAAAAAGCCAGGUUCUCUAGUGUAUCCGUGGAACGUCCCAAAUCGGGAUAGCAUACUUGCUAAAUAUUUAUAAUAGGGUUAUAGGAAAGGAUCACGAAACAUGCGUUCGACAAACCUUUACCACUAUGUCUAAUAUAGUUCACAUUUAGAAUGAAGGGACUAAUUCUCAACCGCUUGUAUUUCAUGCUGUAUGCGCAUGUUUGUUUUUAGUAUAAACACGUUCCAUGGCAAAUUUAAAAGCCCUACUUUUAGGCACAACACUUUAACCGAUGAUGAUAAUAAGUUGAAAGAAUAUAUUACCCGGUAAGACUAUUCAAGCUAUCUUUACUUAGAAUUGAAUAUAAAUAAAAAAAAAGUCCAGUGUCUCCACCGGAUCAUCGACUUGGGCCUGAAUUAAUUAAUUGGCGACAAAACAGCGAUCCCCAAUUUAGAGAACUGAUGCCUUGUUAGCAGUUGACCGUUGGAGAAUUUGAGUAUUGGCUAAAAGCCAGCAUACUGAAACAUAUCUGCAAAAUCCAUUUUUUGUAUGAAUGGGACGGUCUUUCGGAAAUACAUGCGAUGUAGGUUGAAAUCUAGUCGUUACGCAUCAUAUCCUCUUAUUACCUCAGUCUAUAAAACGUUAUAGGCAAACGUCCUUAGACCUCUUAUACUUGAAACUCAAUGAAAAACAGCGAAUUCCUCAAUUGGAAAUUCAUCCUACCAGUAAAAAAACGAAACUGAACUUUAAUCUGGAUAAUACAUAAGACACUGCACAUGACAUAAGAUGGUAAUAUUAUUUUACUCAUCCUCAAUGGAUUUGAUACGAAAUUAUAUUUUUUCUGUAUGUUUUACUGUAGUCAACAAACAAAGCACUUUUUCAGCACGAUUGAAACCGAAUGACUGCUUUAAUAUCUAAUAUUCAUUGAACGAACUCCUUUAUAGGAAUUUAAUUAUUUUUGUAUAACCAAUAAUGGUGUAGGGAUUUAUAACUAUACUUAGAUAGGAGUAAAAUCAAACUAACCAUAACAUUUUAACAUGGCAUAUACACAACAGCUUGUUGCUCAAUAUUAAAAAGUAGAAAAAUGUGCCGAGAAUAUAAGAAGCCCUGCGACCCUGUGUUUCAGUUGUUUUUUUUAAAUAUUUUUUCGUUUAAAAGGUCAUUAGAGCAAUCCACAGAACAGACAACCUAAAAACAGAAACAAUGUGAGUUUAGCUCUAAUUACCGGGGACAAUAUACGUCCCUAAUGAACAAAAGUCUGUCUUGACAGUCCGACUCGCUGUUUCGCCAAAAAUAUAUCAAGAACGUUGAGUCUUAGAGGUAAAGAUACAUGCAUGUCACGCUCCGAUAAAGAGAAUCAUCAACAAGUUUCAUUCAGCAGUGACAGUGUUCUACAUAAAUUGUGUACAGCUGGAUGGCCCACACGUGCCCGAACUGGGGCCUUCAAGAAUUCAAACACUCAUCGACGCUCCCUAUAAUAUCCUUCAUCCAUAAGUGCCUCGCUGCCCUGCAUUUAUCUGUCUCUAGUGUCUGAGUCUGAACCCUUAGCCAGGCCGCUCGGUGUACGCGACAACCAGCACAUUAGGUAGGUAGGUCUAGCCAUGCCGAGCCAGCAUGCAAUAAAU
Messenger RNA from Varroa destructor (honeybee mite), 10277 nucleotides. RefSeq names its product endoribonuclease Dicer-like. Lineage: Eukaryota; Metazoa; Arthropoda; Arachnida; Mesostigmata; Varroidae. Gene Ontology annotation, biological process: siRNA processing; apoptotic DNA fragmentation; rRNA processing. Gene Ontology annotation, cellular component: nucleus; cytoplasm; RISC-loading complex. Gene Ontology annotation, molecular function: ribonuclease III activity; protein binding; deoxyribonuclease I activity. The record is from RefSeq and is a predicted model, not a curated record.